AUGUCCUCUUUCAACUUCGAUGCCCAUGCAGCCCCUGGAGGUUGGCAGGGCAGUAACGAUGAUAGCGCACUUCCCACCCCAAUGCCAAGUGGCAGCUCCCUGCAUAGCUGGAGCAUGCAGGGCGCCAACACCGAUAGUCACUUAUCUUAUGGCCAUUCCUACAACACUUCGUCUUUGGAGCACGCUGGCACUGACUUCGAUGAUGAUCACCCCCCUUACAGCUCCAACCCUCAAUUUUAUGACACUGAGUCCAUGGAAGCGCCCUCCCAGGGCGCUUCCUUCAACUACCUAUCUCAUGGCUCCUACCACAAUCAGACAGCGGGCCCCUCUUACAAUACUGCGUCCAUGGAAGCGCCCUCCCAGGGCGCUUACCCACCUCAAGGAUCCUCUCGAGGCACUGCCGCUGGCACAAGCGCAACUGAUGCGACGCCCAUACAACAAGGCGAAAUUCCACGCACGGAUGUGAUGCAUACCAUGAAAAUGGCAAUGCAGCUGGUCACACGCGAGCUAUUCGAGGAGCAAGCGAUGGCAAUCAACAAAGCCGCCAAGAAGAUAAUGCUGAAUCGAGUCAUCCAGGACUCCGUCCCACGUUGUUUUGGACCUAACGCGACAUUUCAGGAAUUCAUUACUAACAAACAUCACAAAGAAGUAGUGAAUGCGCUGUCGUCCACGUGCGGGAAGCUCAUCGAAUUCGUGCAGGACGGCAUCUUCCAUGUGUACCGACUUUUCCCUCUGCGGUACAGUAACGCGCCUGCUGUCGUCUUUCGCAAAUGCAUGAUCGAAAAGAUCACGCGUGAUGCGGACAGACUCGUUUUCAUGCAUAUCUACACCUUUGACCAAAAUGGACGCAUUGAAAUCAAGGCGAAGUUUCAAAACUUCUUCAUCAUGGCCAACGUGAUCUGCUUCACUUGGUCUCACUUACGCCAUGAGUUUCUUGGCGAGACAGAAGAAGAACAGCUCAAACAUUUGAAGGUGAUCUGGGCGCUCGCCAGCGCAGCGACAUUCUGCGGCCUAGAUGAGCAGUUUGAGGAUGAGUUGAAGGUUGAGUCUUUCGGGGGGAUGGUCGUCAAUUGUAAAUUCCUUUCUAUUCUAGCCGCCAUCAACAACCUCACUGGGGAUGAGCGAGUAGAAUUCAACGACUUUUUAUGGUACAUGUUGGUAGUUGGACCCUCACAAGCGCACUUGUAA
Molecule: messenger RNA, 1188 nt
Organism: Suillus fuscotomentosus
Lineage: Eukaryota; Fungi; Basidiomycota; Agaricomycetes; Boletales; Suillaceae
Exons: 5
Coding region: 1-1188 (395 amino acids)
Source: RefSeq, a predicted model, not a curated record